ACAUUUAACCAGAAAAUUGUGGAGGGGCGCGAAGGGCCCGAUAAUCUUGCUGAGUUGUAGAUGAAGAAACAAAAACAAAGCACCAUGAUGAUAGGCAAAUAAUGGAAAGAAGAAAACCAAUUAUUAGUGCAAUAUUCUGAACAGACAGGCAAAGGCAUUUUCAAUUACAGUCCUUCCUGGGUGCAUUCCUUGCAUGCUUCUUCCAACAACCACAUAUGCUCUCCUCGUCGCCUUAUAGUUGAGGCCGAUCUUCUCUUUCGUUGCAUACAUUUCUUCUAAUUUUCGCCAAUAUUUGAAGAUCUGUGUUUUAGGUGACGCAUUGCUUCACAUAUCUGCUUAUUUGAAGUGGAUUUUCUUGCUUUACAAGGGCGGGAUUCGAUCCAGGGACGUGCAGAAGAUCUGCUGGUGUUUUGGCAAUAAGCUGGGUGAUAGUGAUUAAAAUUGAACUUGUGUAAGUGUGUUGCAUAGAUGGAAGAGCUUGGAUCCAGUUCUGUAGUGGCAAAAUCUAUGAAGGACGGAGGAUAUGCAGGAAACUAUGAAAAGGAAAACAUAGACCAUGAUGCAAAUACAAUUACAGGCAAUUCAAAGACAGAUGGGUCUGAGGAGAUUUUGGUACCUGUUAUUGAUGUCCAAGAGAGGGGAAAAGAAGCUACAGAUAUAAGAGUUACUCAAUUUGGUAUCACCGAUGAUGUAGAGUCACAUUCUGAGGUGACAAAGCAGUCCAAUAUAACAAUUGAAGAGCAGGAACAAUCUGAUAUAAAUUCUGAAUGGAAAAAUACACAUGGUACUAAGGAAAUUGGAUUGUCAUCCAAACAGUGUUCAAUACAAUCCAAAUUACAAAAGGCUGGCACUAGUGUUCCUGGAAAAGGGGUUAGUUCAUUAUCUCAAAUUCAAAAAUCAAAACAUCCUCAGAAUGUGGGUAGAACUGUAAAGGGUGGAGUAAAAGAUGUUGUGGAUACAAGUUGUAAGCAGAAAAAAUCUACACAAGAGAAAUCACCAAUUGAGGUACAUGGUUUGUCUGCUCCAGUUCUCUGCACGGUUAAUGAUGGAGGUUCACAAUCAAACCAUACUGUUCCACAACCAUUUUCUUUAUCUACUGGAAAGAGAGCUUCUACUGGUGGUACGUCAAGGCAAGCACACACAAAUAGUAUAUCUUUAUCGGCUACUAAAGAUGCACAGUUAGCUGCCAAGUACACCUUGACAUCUUCAACAAAAAAGCCUUCACAUUCUGUAAACUCAAAGUUGAACAGACAUGUUCUGAAGGACAUUCAACAAAAACAAUCAAAUGCUGAAGUUGAAGAAACUUGUUCUGUAGCUUCUUCUGUGAAUUCAGUGAAGGCUUAUAAAUCCAAGCUAGUAAGUUCUGCUUCUUCACAUGGGUUUGUUUCUAGGUGUGAUGAACGAGCUGAAAAGCGAAAAGAGUUUUUCUCAAAGUUAGAUGAAAAGCUCCAUGCAAGGGAAGAAGAAAUAAAUCAAUUGCAGGCCAAGACAAAGGAGGAGAAAGAAGCUGCCAUAAAGGAGCUUAGGAGGAGUUUAACAUUUAAAGCUACACCAAUGCCAAGUUUCUACCAUGAAGCAUCGCUGCCAAAAGUUGAGCUAAAGAAGAUACCUCCUACUCGUGCUAAAUCACCUAAGCUGGGGCGUAGAAAAAGCAGUUCAGGUGUGGAAUCUGAUGGAAAUCCUGUUAAGUUAUGUACAGCUGCUUCUGUUUUUGAGCAGAGUAAUAUCAAUAAGAGUUUACAGAAAGUUCAGAAUUCUGCAAAUUUAGAUAAGUCUUCUGACAAAGGCAGAGUGACUGGACAGAAAUCCAUGCACAAAUCAGUAACCAAAUUGCCCUCUGAGAAGCCUAUAAAAAUAAAGUCCAAGGCAAGACCUCAUAUUGCAGAAAGUGAUAUCUUAAACAUGCCAGAUGUUGAAUCUGCCAGUGGAUCUACUGAGAAUGGAAAGUUCGGUGUGAUCAGUGAGUCCCAUACUAGUUCUGUCAGUUCUAAUCAUGAUCAUAGACUGGAAGCUAAACAAUCGGAAACUGUUUUAGAGCUAAAGGAAUUUGACUUUUCCAGUACGCAGAAUGACAUUGCAGGAGAAGUCAUUGACGAUAACAUCCUGAGGGAAUCAGACUCUCUUAUUGAUAAUGUUGAAGAUCUUGAUCCAGGUUUGAUGGCCUUAGAUGAAAAAUUACAUGCUUGCUUUGUCGCAAACUGAAUGUAAAUAAAAAUUGUUUGAACUUCUAUGUUGCAAAAGAUGGACUUUACCAAGACUCCAGUUGUAUGGAAGUCGGUUAUUUAAGUUUUUCUCUUCAAAUCUCAUUUUAAGAGUUCCAGUAAGUCAGUAAGAAAGGCAUGAGGAUCACUAGCCAAGACUAGAUCAAAACAAUGCCAUAAUGUAUAUGCCGGAUCCAAAUUAGUGCUGAAUCGAUAGUACUAUCUUUAGUUUUGCCAUA
Cryptomeria japonica (Japanese cedar) is the source of this 2440-nucleotide messenger RNA. RefSeq names its product protein WVD2-like 4. NCBI's taxonomy places the organism in Eukaryota, Viridiplantae, Streptophyta, Pinopsida, Cupressales, Cupressaceae. Gene Ontology annotation, molecular function: microtubule binding. Gene Ontology annotation, biological process: microtubule cytoskeleton organization. The record is from RefSeq and is a predicted model, not a curated record. Bases 469 to 2202 code for a protein of 577 amino acids. The transcript is spliced from 10 exons.